This is a messenger RNA of Phyllostomus discolor (pale spear-nosed bat), 2454 nucleotides long. RefSeq names its product FRAT regulator of WNT signaling pathway 2 (gene FRAT2). The transcript has a single exon. Bases 130 to 1020 code for a protein of 296 amino acids. Gene Ontology annotation, cellular component: cytoplasm. NCBI's taxonomy places the organism in Eukaryota, Metazoa, Chordata, Mammalia, Chiroptera, Phyllostomidae. The record is from RefSeq and is a predicted model, not a curated record.
AGCCGCGGCCCUACCCUGCCCUCAACGGCCCGCGACGCUGUACCUGCCCGCACGUCUCCUCCCGCCUUGGCGCAGUGGUUGGACCCGGCCGCAACGUCACCCAUUGUUUACAAAUCAACCCGAGCCGGUAUGAUUCCUGCUACCGCGGCUGCAGCGCGCGGCACGAGUGUCAGCCGGUCUUCGCCGUUCGCGUCCUCCCCAGCCCCGGCGUCAGCCCUGGCCCCGGAUUCGGCCUCGAAUUCGACCUCAGCACCUCACUGGGCUCCGCCGCGGCCCACCGAGUCGCCAGAGACGCCCGCAGAGCUCGGGAUUCCCGGGCUGGGGACCAUGCCCUGCCAGAGGGAAGAGGAAGAGGAAGCCGGUGAGGAAGCGGAGGCGGAGGAGGAGAAGCAAGACAGUUUCCUCCUGCUGGAGCAGUCAGUGACUCUGGGCUGCUCGGGCGAGGUGGACCGGCUGGUGGCCCAGAUCGGCGAGACGCUGCAGCUCAACGAGACACGGGAUAGCCCGGCCACCCCAUGCGCACCCCCCGGGCCGCUGCUGCGGCCCCCGGCGGCGGCGGCCGCGGCCGCGGCAUGGGCAGACAAGGCCGGGCCCCCGGUUCUGCCGUCAGCGCCGGCCCAGGCGGUGGGCCCAGCACCACCGGGAGCUCUUCGCUGCGCCCUCGGAGACCGCAGCCGCGUGAGAGGCCGGGCUGCGCCCUACUUUGCGGCCGAGUUCGCCGCAGGUCACAGCGCCCUGCCAGGGCCGUGCCGCCGAGGAUGGUUGCGGAGCGCCGUAGCCUCCCGCCGCCUGCAGCAGCGACGAUGGCCCCCAGCCAGCGCGCGCGCCCAUGAAGACGACCCGCACCGGCUCCUGCAACAGCUGGUGCUCUCGGGGAACCUCAUCAAGGAGGCCGUGCGUAGGAUCCAGCGAGCUGUCGCCGUCGUUGUAGCCACAGGCCCGGCCAGCGCCUCUGGGACUGGGGGAGGCCGCAGCGGACCGGACUCCGUCGCUCUGCAGCCCUCGGGAUCCUUGCACUGACCCGGGGUCCCUGAAGUAGGAAGAAGAGGCCGCUGCACAAACCCAUCAGCGUCCUGCCCUCACCCACCCUGAGCUGAAGCCACCGUCGCCGUUCUGGGAGCGAGAGCCGAGGCUUCAGGGAGGAGUGUUGGGGGAGAUCUCCAGCCAAGAAGUCACCGGCCCCAGCGAGACUGUCGGAGAAAACUUGAACGUGGAGAAAUACACCCGCCAGGACACCUCUGUGCCGCGUGAGAACUUCCCGGCCACCUUGGGGCCAAGGACCUGGGAUAAACUGGGAGAACUAUGGCAGCUACUUUUACUGACUUGUACCUGAUUAACCCUUGGGGGUGUUCUGUUCUUGGAUUGUUUAAAGAUAGGGCCACAAGGGGCGGGAAUUCGUGAGGGCUUUAGAACAAUACUUGAAAACUUAAUGACACGAGUACAUUUUCUUUAUUUUCCGGUGGAGGAGCUUAGUGAAUAUGGUGCUACAAUUGGUGUGGAAAGAAAUUCCGUAGGAAAGAAGAAUGUAAGAGCUUGGUGGAGGGUGAUUGACAUCGCCCCCUCCCUCCCACCUAAUUAGGGGCUGGUGGAGGUGGGAGAUGUGAAGUCCAGUUAGGGGGUGGGAGGUGGAGAAUUUUGAAAGUGGGUAGAACUGGAGUUGAAUUUGGACUUUUUAAUUACUGACCUUGCCACCUGUGGUUCAAGGUCACGGUUUGCUGUACAUGGAAAGCUGUGGGGUUCCUGGGAGAGCCAACUCAUCCCCUUGUCCUUACUUCCUCUUGCUCCAAAAAGAGCCAAAUCUGUGCUUUCCUACCUGCUGGGAGUCUCCCGAAGAGACUCAGGCAGAGAGGGACUUGUGGGGAGAGUUAUUUGUUGUUGUUGGGUUUUUUUUUUUUUCUGUGCUUUCCUCUUUCCAGACUCCUCCUCCUCUCAUGAGGCCACUCUUGGCCGAGCCCUGAGCUUUCUCAGAAACGGUCAUAAACAAUCUCUUGAGUCUCUCCCCAGUUCUCCUAGCCCGCCUGUAUUGACCCACCCGUUCUGGUGUCUGCGUGGGACACGGAGCCCCUGGCCUUGUUCUGCUCCGCCUGGCCCUCUGUGGGUCCAUGGGCCUGAGCCUCCAUGGGUCCUCUCCCCUCACACAUUGCUCCUGCCACUAACCCUUCUUUGUAAGUGACUGAAACCAUCUUUAAAAUGUGACUCUGAGAGGAGAAACCGCUGGCUUUACCCUUGUGAAACUUAAUGGCACUUUGAGUGAAGUGCCACCCCCCCCCCCACCCCGCCCCAGACUUUAAGGUAGCUAAACCCAUUUUUUAAAAAAAGAUUCAAUGGCUCAUUCAUCCUCCAGAUGUAGCUGUUGACGUACACUUCGCACCGGAGUGUCUGAAAUUGUGGUGGUCCUGAUUUAUAGGAUUUCUUAAUUAAAAUGUCUGCUGAAUAAAUUUGUUUUGUUUUGGA